Messenger RNA from Dreissena polymorpha, 15024 nucleotides. RefSeq names its product zinc finger homeobox protein 3-like. Gene Ontology annotation, cellular component: nucleus. Gene Ontology annotation, molecular function: DNA-binding transcription factor activity, RNA polymerase II-specific; RNA polymerase II cis-regulatory region sequence-specific DNA binding; zinc ion binding. NCBI's taxonomy places the organism in Eukaryota, Metazoa, Mollusca, Bivalvia, Myida, Dreissenidae. Gene Ontology annotation, biological process: regulation of transcription by RNA polymerase II. The record is from RefSeq and is a predicted model, not a curated record.
UAGAUAGCUGGAGUUGUUUUCACAGAAGACAAAGAAAAUUUGUUGUUGAUUUGCAGUUGAAACGACCUUUUGCAUGAAUUGCAUGAAUAACAUUGGAACAAGGAAACCUGGCGUAUGUUUGUGGCUGUUACCUUAUAAGAAGAUGUAUUUCUAUGGUAUCCAUGGCAGCCCAUAGUGAUCGGUGACUGGAAAGCGUUCAAGUCAGUCUAGAAGGGAUCGCAGAAUGAUUGAGGUUCCCAUGACAAUGAAAGAAUCAUCCAAUCAGCUUUCAAGAGGAAGUUAAGAUGGCUUUAGAAUCCACCAGCCCUUUUCAGGGGCCAACCAAUAGCAGUGGUCGUCUCUUUGCGGAUGACAAUCAUGUGGAACCAUUUAAUUUUGCCUUCCCCGCUUCUGCAACACCUGUCUUCAACCUUUCUUCACACGCUAAUACAGUAUUAAAUGUAAGCCAUUCCACUCCAGUCUUGGGAGCUAAAUUCGAUGUUAACAGUUCAAUUAAGACUUUUGAAGAAAAGUUCGACAUUGACAGUAUUAGCUCUGACGAUAGAAAAAGCGGUGAAAGUGCUAGUGAUAUUUCUAAAUGUGAUAGUCAUGAUGCUUCAGGUGGAGUCAACUCUACUGUAAGUCGAGACAAUGAAAAAUGCAUAAAAUUCCGUGCAGGGAAUGCAAAUGUGCAUGACGAGGAGUCAUCGGAUAAUGAGGACUUGGUUGAGUGCGGGAACUGUGACGCCGAAUUCCAGAAUUUGCAGGAUUAUAUGGAUCAUACCUGUGCUGGGAAUAAAAGUGUUCAGAGUGGGACAGGAGAUAGAGAUGAUGAAACAGCUGCUGUCCAUAAGGAUUUAAGUGAUGUGGAAAGCUUUGAUGGUAAGAUUGUGUAUAACCAUGAUGGCUCAGCGUACAUCAUUGAAGGAGACUCGGAUAGUGAGCUAGAAAUGAUCAUUGACUUUCCAAAGAAAGAAGGUGCUAUAGUAGAUAAAAAAGGCAAAGACAACAACUCUUGUCAUGAAAAUGAAAUCCCCCAUAUAGACAAUGCAUUUUUUGUUCCAAGAAAUCCAAACUCGUUUUUGAGUAAUCCAUUCAUGUUGCAUUAUAAACCUCAUGCUACACCUAUCAUGCACAGCUACAGGGUGUAUGAUCUUCGUUCAGGCACACAUAGCAAGUCUUGGAAAUCAGACAUGUCACUGGACACUUCUCAGACUUCAAGAAGUUCUCCUUCAGAUUCUACCUCAGCUGCUACAUCUACUGCUUUCAAGUCAUUGACCUCAUCAUUGAGUGCACCCUCUGUACCCACUAAGCCAAUUCUCAUGUGCUUCAUUUGUAAACUUUCAUUCGGGUUUGUGAAGUCUUUCAUGUCACAUGCCACUACUGAGCAUGGUAUGGAGUUGUCUAAUGAAGAGAAAGACAUCAUGUCACAGAAGAAUUCUUCGGCAAUUAUUCAGGGUAUUGGAAAAGAUAAAGAACCACUUAUGUCAUUUCUUGAGCCAAUCAAAUCCUCUAAUUCAGAGACUGAAACAAAGGUGAAUUGUAAUGCCAAAAUAAGCGAAAAAGCAAAUCUUGCCAAGGAAACUACGAGUGUAAGCUAUGUUUACACGAAACCAAAGAUUUCUGACAUGUGUGAACAUUCUGUUAGGUCACAGCAAGAGCAGAAACAAGGGAAGGACCUGUCAAUACAUGACAUUAGAAACCAACUUGCUGGAUCUAAAUAUGAAAUUGACAGUCCCCAGGGUUUGAUUGCCAAUCCUCAGACCAAACAAUCUGAUCCAAAUGACCAAUACAAACAUCAAAAGUCUGACUAUAAUGACAGUGAGGAUUCUAACUCACAAUCCAGCUUUCCUAUGACACCUGCACAAAAGUACAUGCAAGACAUGGACAUCAGUUCUGAGUCGCCUAAGUCAUUUUUGCCUCCAUUUUCCCCCAGCCAGAGGAACUACUUUGGUGUCUGUGAGGAUCACCCCAAUGGUCGUGCUCCUGGGGCUGAAUGCCCAAGCUGUGAUAUGAUCUUAAGCUCCUCCCAGUCUCUAGGAGGUCACAUGACCAUGAUGCAUUCCAGAAACUCAUGCAAGACAUUGAAAUGCCCCAAGUGCAAUUGGCAUUACAAAUACCAGGAGACCCUUGAGAUUCACAUGAAAGAGAAGCACCCAGAGGGCGACCAGAAGUGUAUGUACUGUCUGACCAAUCAGACGCAUCCUAGGUUGGCUCGCGGGGAAAGCUACUCAUGUGGAUACAAACCGUAUCGUUGUGAGGUUUGCAACUAUUCCACCACGACUAAAGGUAAUCUUAGUAUACACAUGCAGUCAGAUAAGCACCUCAACAAUGUUCAAGAUCUUGCCAACAGUGGGACAGACAUGGCCCAGUUCACCAAACAUAGUGCUAUGGUAGGUCCACAUCAGCUGCAGUCUCAUCCCAAUCCCCCACGGUCUCACACUCCCACUCUUCCACCUCCGUCACCAACAGCAACAAAGUCCGCGCCACCACACCAGCAACUGCUCCAACAAUAUCAGAGCCAUCAGCACCAACAACAGUCCAGUCAGCAACAGCAGGACAUGAAGAAGGGGAAACCCAAGCCAACAUGGAGAUGUGACGUCUGCAAUUAUGAGACGAACGUGGCGAGGAAUCUGCGCAUCCACAUGACGAGUGAGAAGCACACUCACAACAUGAUGGUUCUGCAGCAGAACAUGAAGCAUAUGCAGAGGGACAUGCAGCUGCACCAGAUGAACCAACUGGUAAUGCUGCAGCAGGACCCUUCCUUCCUGGGGCUCACAGGGCCAAUCCCGGGUGGCAUCACAUUCCCGUAUGAGGGGUCCAUGAUGAUGGGGGGACUGCCCACUGGAUUUCCUGAAGCUCCCGUCGACCUGAGCAAAGAAAAUGGCCAUCACACAGUGGGGCCUAGCGGUCCAAAUGGUCCCACUGACCUUACAGACGUGAAUCGUCUGUUUCAAUGCAGCGUGUGUAAUGUGUUCGGGACGGACUCUUUGGAAUCCCUCCAUCAGCAUCUUCAAAUGGACCGCACAAAGGCCCAUGAAGGGGAAAACAUAACCGUUGCCAAUGGGACCUACAUGUGCAGCCUGUGCCAAUAUAAGACUACCCUGAAGGCCAACUUUCAGCUCCACUGCAAGACUGACAAACACAUCCAACGUCUGCAGCUUGUCAACCACAUCAAAGAGGGAGGAGCGACCAAUGAAUGGCGGCUCAAGUACCUCAAUGUCAGCAACCCUAUCCAGGUCCGCUGCAACUGCUGCGACUACUACACAAACAGCAUCCACAAGCUUCAGAUCCACACGGGGAACCCCCGACAUGAGGCAAGCGCCCAACUGUUCUGCCACCUUCAGCAGCAGGAAAUUCGUGUCACCAAGAAGGAGAAGUAUUACCACUGCAGCCUGUGCAAGUUCAAUGCUCGGACCAAGCUGGGGCUAAUGCAGCACGUGCAUUCGGUGCAGCACCUGCACAGCGAAGGCCUGAAGCAGCUUGAGAUGAAGGAAACAGGUCAACUGGAAGUUGAUAUUGGGGACAUCUUCCAGGUCAAGGUUGCCAUGGACAUCGACAGCAUGAAGUUUGAUGACGACGCCAACACACCUUCCUCUAAUGGUUUAACUGACGAGGACAGUAACUUCACAGAGUCCGACCACGCUGAUGCUAAAGACAGAGUUUUCACCCCAGCUUCCCCUUCGCAGAGCAUUAACAACAACAACAACACCAUCAAGCAGUCAAUCAAUGCUUUGCUAGCAAAAGGUGAUGUGAGAAGUGAGAACGACAGUGAGAUGCCCAUCAAGUCUCACUUGCUGACCUCUGCCAACACCCUGCUGACCCCCGCACACCACCAGGUCAACAACAAGCCGUCUGCCGAGUCGCUUCCAUGCCCGCUCUACCAGAAACCAUUCAGCGACAAAUCCAAAGUUCACAACCAUGUUGGUUCUGAUCACCAUGUGAAGAGUGAGGGAUUUAGGAAGUCAUUGCUUGCACUGGCAGAUGAUUCCCAUGACAUGAAAACAAAGAUGGCACCGAUGACGUUUGCAGACGUUUCACGGUUGCCCCAGGCGACGAUGAAGCUGGUGGCAUCAAUGGAGGUUGAUAACAACAUGGUUGAAGCUCAUUGGGAAAAGUUGGCACAUGAAGAUGCCAUUGACAUAACAGCAAUGUCUGAGAAGGAUGUUGAUGACCACUUCCGCUGCCAGACCUGCUCAAAGUCAUUUGUGAACAUUGACCAGCUGUAUUCCCACCAAAAUGAGCUCGGCCACCUUGAAUUGAAGCAGACGCCUCGUGGCCCGGGAUACCUCUGCUGGAAAAAGGGAUGUAACCAGUAUUUUAAAACUGCUCAAGCACUACAAAUGCAUUUCCGUGAAAUCCAUGCCAAGGUGUCAGGACUGAGCUCCGCUGCCAAAGCUGAGUACAAAUACCACUGCAGUUUGUGCACAUUGGGUUUCAAGUCGGAGCAUAAGCUGAAAUAUCAUGCUCAACUUCAUCUCAUAAAAUCCGCCAUCACGUGCAACUUGUGUGCUAAGACGUAUUCCUCCAUUGAAUUGCUCAGAAAACAUGUUGAAACAUCCCAUGACCUCAGCGAGAGUGCUAGAGAACAGUAUCAAGCAGAAAUAGAUGCAAACACACUUUCUUUCUCCACAUUUUUUAUGGAUCCAAAACUUGCCAAAGUGUUCAUAUUGCCAGAGACCUUUAAUCAGAAAUCAGGCAAUGAGGCGGUCCUUUUGGAAAAUGGUAUUGCUGAUUCUGAUAAAUCCUCAAAGGAUGUUUCUCCAUGUACAACACCUGCAUCAGAUGAGAAUGGGUUUGAUCAGGAAUCGAUGGAUGAAUCCAAAGAGUUUAUGGAAGAUUAUAUGAACAGUAUGGCAUUUGCAGAGAAUUCAUAUGAAGACCCAAAUCGCAAAUUCAAGUGUCAUCGCUGUAAGGUUGCCUUCACCAAACAGCUGUACCUGUCAGCACAUAAUAAGACUAUUGUGCACAAGAAAGGGGAAAAGUUUAACUAUCCUAUUGAGAAAUUCAUGGAUCCUAACAGACCGUACAAAUGUGAUGUCUGCAUGGAGUCCUUCACACAGAAGAAUAUACUGCUAGUGCACUGCAACUCAGUUUCCCAUCUUCACAAGAUGAAACAACACACGAGUCUGGCAGAUUUUCCAUUAGCUUUAACACCCACCUCAUCAGGUCCUGUGCCAUCAACUGCAACUGCAUACUCAUCUGCAGCAGAUACAUUACAUACCUUUGCUGCCACAUCAACAUCUGCUACAAGCUCAUCAGAAAAGCACUCUUCCAUGAAAUCAAGGGAAGCCUCCCCUGCUGAGGAUGACAGCAUAAAGCCGUACAAAUGUAACAUUUGUAAAGUGUCUUACAGCCAGGGCUCUACACUAGAUAUUCACAUUCGUUCAGUGGGCCAUCAGACAAGGGCUUCGAAACUUCAUGAGUUGGCCAUGAGUGGGGAGAUUGACCUCACUAGACCACUGAUUGAAGAACCAAUUGACAAAUCUUUCCAAGCUCAACAACAGAAAAUGUUAAAUGAUUUCCUCACAAAGCAGACCUCACUGUCCCAGCAGUCCAUGCUAUUCCAAGGACUGCCAGGGCUCACAAGUUUUCCUGGGUUCCAUGGUCUGCCAUCAUUGCCAGGACUUCCUCUGCUACCUGGAUUACCUCCCUUGUUGCCAAUCUCAAUCCCCAGCCACAUGUUUCCACAGUCAAUGGCUCUCAGCAGCCUAUCUAGUCAAUCUCAGUCAGGCAAUUCAAAGGCAAAGUUAUCCUCUGUCGUUGAAUCAACAGCAUCUACAAAAUCACUGGAAAAGAUCUCUUCGCAUUCUCAGCAUCGAGAUUCAGUAAAGAUGUUUUCUGGCCAUGUUUCUCAAGCCGGAGGUUCCACAUCGACCACACAGCUCUCAGGUAGCCUUCAGGUGUGUCAUCGAUGCUCGGCAGUGUUCAACUCAGCCGAGUCAUUUGCUCUGCAUCAGGCUGCUUGCUCAAUCAAUUCCUCCUCACCUGGCCUGAGUCCAUCUUCAGGGAACAAGGCACGAUUCACAGGGCGAAUAAAAACUGCUGUUCAAAGGAACCUGCUGGAGAACUUUGGGUUUGAAUGUGUUAUGCAGUUCAAUGAGUUUAAUCAGAGGCGAAUGAAGAAGGAAGAGGAAUCUGUAAAGAAGGAUGAUACAAAUGAAAAGGAAAACAUGCCAGAUAACAAUUCAAACAACUUGAGCGAACUGGAAAAUGGAGAAGUGAAAGAGCCCAAUGAAGGUGAUGAUGUGUCACAGAAUGUGAAGAUCGAGAAACAGGUUCACUUGCCAGAAAUGAAUAAAAGUAAAUGUAACAAAUGCAGCAAGCAGUUCUCAAGCGUUUGGGUCCUCAAAGCACAUGAAGAAGAAGUUCACAAAGAAAUUGUACCUCUGGAAAUUGUAGAGGAAGUCGGAGAUAAAUUUAAAUCUGACUUUGAGAAAAAGAUUCCAAAAGACUUACCUGCACCUGAAUUGCCUCCAACACCUGCACCCAUUACACCCAUACCAGAAGAAAAACAUGUCAAGCAGGAAAUGCCACCACCCCCUCCACCACCACCAAAUGCUGCACAAAUGCAGAUGGACAUGUUUCAGAUGAUGUUUGGAAUGGGCAUGCUGCCAAUGUCGAUGCCGUUAAUGAUGAACAUGAACACCCAAGCGUCCAUGAUGCCUAUGAUGAUGCCUCCACCAGGCCUUGAUAUGCAGUCCCCAACAUUACCAAACCUUCCCAUGGGCCCUGGUUCAGCCCAGUCUCGACAGAUUGAUGCCAAUCAGAAGAGGGCCAGAACUCGUAUAAAUGAUGAGCAGUUGAAAGUUCUUAGGGGCUACUUUGAUAUAAACAAUUCUCCUUCUGAGGAGCAAAUUCAGGCUAUGUCAGAACAAACUGGAUUGCCUAUGAAAGUAAUCAAGCACUGGUUCAGAAAUACACUGUUCAAAGAGCGGCAGAGAAAUAAGGACUCUCCAUAUAAUUUCAGCAAUCCUCCAUCUACAACUCUUGAUCUGGAAGAGUAUGAGAAAACUGGCAAACUGACAAUCAUUGAAGAUUCCAGCCUGCCUCCCUCUAAGAGCCCAAGUCCUGCUGUAAUGAAAACUGAGAGUGAGAUCAAGAAAGAAAAGCCGGAGCCAAUGGAAGAGUCAAAGUCCUCAAAACCUAUGGAGAAACCUUCUGAAACUCCAAAGAUUCUGCCCUCUGUAAUAGAACCAAGUAUAGUUGAAUCUGUCAAAAAGGAAACAGAACAAAGGAAGUCUAAUGAAGAAACAGCAAAGGUUACUGUAACUACACCCUCCUCAGCUUUGACUCCACCUCCAUCGAGUGAUAUUAAAUUUUCAAACCCUACACCUAUCAUACAGCAAUCCAUCAUGUCAACUCCAAAUGCUGGUAGCAGUUUCAUGCAGUCAUUUACCUCCAGUUUCUCUGGAAUGAGCACUCCAAGUUACCCUCCUGCAUCCACUACGCCAAACUCUUGCAUCUAUGACGGAAACUAUUCCCCACCAGGCGGAAGUUCAGCUGGGCGCCGAGCGAACAGAACAAGAUUUACUGAUUACCAAGUCAAGUGCUUACAGGAAUACUUUGAUCAGAACGCCUAUCCAAAGGAUGAUGAGCUGGAACAUCUGUCAAAAAUGCUCGGACUCAGUCCAAGAGUAAUCGUUGUCUGGUUUCAGAAUGCCAGACAAAAAGCAAGAAAGGUUUAUGAAAACCAGCCUGCUGAGAAUUCCAAAGAGUUUCCUGCCACUUCUCCAUAUAGUCGUACGUCAGGUUUGACCUACCAGUGUAAGAAAUGCCAGUCAGUGUUCCAGCGGUACUAUGAUCUGAUUCGUCAUCAGAAACGAAGCUGUUUCACUGAUGCUGAGAAACAAGACUCUCAUAUGCUCUCUGACGAUAGUGACUCCAUGUCAAAUGUUACCUCCCUGGAUAAUACGGCUUUCUCGGACUCAGAGUCUGAGUGUUCAAACAUGGGUCGCAGCAAGGAACUUAACAGCAGCAGUAACAGCGAUGGAAGUAAAAAGUUUCACUGUGAAAAAUGCGAUGUCUCGUUCAGUCAGUAUGACCAGUAUCGAGAACAUCAGAGCUUUCAUAACAUGUAUAUGAACAGUGCUUUUGGAAUGCUGCAAAACAUGGCUGCCAACAGUUCAAACAUGCAUGGUAUGAGCGACCAGUCCCCUAUCAAACGUAAAUAUGAAGAUGACCAGGAUGAUGAUCAUGAUCAGCCAAAAGAUAAACGACUACGCACCACUAUCUUACCAGAGCAGCUUGACUACUUGUACCAAAAAUAUCAGAUUGAUUGUAACCCCAGCAGAAAGCAACUUGAAGCUAUCUCCAAAGAUGUUGGUCUUAAGAAACGUGUUGUGCAGGUUUGGUUCCAAAACACGCGGGCCAGAGAAAGGAAAGGACAGUACAGAGCACAUCAACAACUCAUUCACAAGAGGUGCCCAAUUUGUAGAGCCCUGUUUAGGGCAAAAUCUGCUCUCGAGUCCCAUUUAGCCACAAAGCAUCCAGAAGAGAUGGCUAAGGGUGACAUCAACAUUGACGCCAUUCCUGACGCUGCUAUCGAGAGCCCUGUCCCAUCGUCGUCUGGUAUGGUUCCACCUUCCCCUGAUUACAGCAAGCUUCUGGCACCCCCAGCAAUGCAGGGGCUCUUGCCAUACAUGCCCCCAGUAAGCCUAGGUGGUCUUGCUUUCCCUCCCAUGCCCGAUCCCAUACAGAUGUCAAUGAAGCAGUUCUACGAGGAUUCCUUCAAGAAGUAUAUUAGCGAGCUGAGUUCAACGAGUCACACUCCAGUACCAGUAAAACCCAUGGCUCACGAAUAUACCUCCACGCCAAAGAAGAUUGAAACGAGAGUGUCCCUAGCUGAAGAUGAUGCUCCCCUAGAUCUCAGCAAGCCUUUAAAGAUGUCCACCCAGUCUGUAGGGGAAAAGAAUCGUGAGGGACCAACUUCUCAGUCCAGUUUUAGCAGUGAACAGAGCAGUGGUGAAAGACUUGCACCUGAACGUGAACGAGUUCGACAGAAUAGCGGCCGCAAUUCAGUUCACAGUAUUCUUGGCUCGGCCGUUGACCAAUCGUACAUGAUGAACAGGUUCAAUCAAGACCAGGCCAUUCACCAUGGUGGGGACCACGAUGAAGAGUUGUCUAACCUGAGCAACAUGAGCGGCAGCCCGGCCUCUCCCUCCCACAGCCAGUCCCAGUCUGGUCCUGGAAGCACGGGCGGGAAACGAUACCGUACACAGAUGACCAGUCUGCAGGUCAGAAUCAUGAAACAGAUUUUCCAGGACUACAAAACACCAACGAUGGCUGAAUGUGAGAUGCUUGGUCGAGUCAUUGGCCUCCAGAAACGAGUGGUACAAGUUUGGUUCCAGAAUGCUCGAGCCAAAGAAAAGAAAGCUAAACUCAACAUGAAGUCGUACGGAUCUGAAGCGGACUUCCCCAAGCCCCCAGAGGAGUGCACACUCUGUAACUUCAAGUAUUCACACAAGUACACCAUUCAGGAUCACAUCUUUACGAAGAAGCACAUUGAUAAGGUGCGUGAAUUCAUACAGACCCAGUCCGAUGCAGAGAGGGAGAUGUCUAACUCUGUGUCGUCGAUGGGAGGCGUGUCUGGUCUGAUGCAUACGUCGCAAUCUAAUGAUGUGGAUCAAAUGCGCAAAAUCAUGGAAGAAGUCAACUCCCAGAGUCAGCUUCACUCAAUGACAGGAAUGAAUUUCUUGCCUCCGGAAUUUCUUCAAGGUUCAAAGAAAGAGUCCACACCAAAGGAAAGUGAAAAAUCCUCUCGCAAAACUGAAGGUUCUUCACGCAAGGAAAACAACAAAAUGGGGAUGGCUGACUUUGGGCAUUUACAGGGUAUGUUUGGGGGCAUGAUGCCAGGAAUGGAUCCCGGAAUGUUCCCAUACAUGUAUACUGGACUGCCCGGUUUCUUCCCUGGACUACCCUCCCUUCCUCCUGGAAUGAUGCCAGGUGCUGAUCAGCUUCUGGGCUUUGACCCCAUGACCUAUGGCACCCCACUUCCACUGCUGCAGAUCCCCGCUCAGGCUAUCAAAGAUGUGAGCUCCAAACUCAGCGAGCCUAUGGCCAAGAUUGGUCAGUACACGCAGGACUGCAAGUCCAUCUCCAGUCUUCGGUCAAUGGUCAGUGGAGUGGACUACAGUCUGGCACAGGAAGCUACUGUCGAUGUUGGAUACAUCUGUAAGAAAUGCCACAUGGUUUACCCAGCGAAAGACGCGUGCAUCGCUCAUCAACGACUCAUGUGUUUUCCUGGCGGAAAAAUCCCAGAAGGGGUGAAUAUCACCCUGAAACUUGAACAAAUCCAGUAUGAAUGUAAACUGUGUAGUGAGAAGGUGUCCAUGGUGCAAGAGUUCAAAUCCCACUGUGACACCGAGGGGCAUAAGACCAAACUGGCGGUGUAUCAGCAGCAGAGGCAUGGCUCAUCAGGCGCAACUACUAAAUCUUCUGCUCCCUCUACGCAUUGAUACUGAACUCAUCUGAAAGACUGUGUUCAGGCAUAUUUGUCAGAAUAUUAAUCUUCACAAUAUCUAGGCCCAGUUCAUAUGCGAGUCAUGUAUAUCCAAAAAGUAGGUCAUCAAGUCAAACUAAGAAAAACUGUGUUACUAUUCUAAAGACUAUCUUUAUGACUGAAUCUUGAUGAAACUUGGUCAGAAAGUUAAUCUUGACUUUUUAUAUAGUCUGUGUCACAAUCUGGUUCACAUUUUUCCAAAAUAUAGGCCACCAAAUCAAAUCUUUGAGAACCCAUAUUACCAUUAUAGAAGCCCAAUUUAUGAUGGAGUCUCGAUCAAACAUGGUCAGAAUGUUUAUGAUAAUAAUAUCAAUGCCAUGUUUUAACUCUUUCAGUGCUGGAACCGAAUUUUAAAGUCCUUUGCAAACAGUUUGAAUCCAGAUGAGACACCACAGAACGUGGAGUCUCAUCAGGAUCCAAACUGUUUGCUAUUCUGAUAGUAUUCUUUGAAAAAAAAGAGAAGAAAAUGCUAAUUUUAGAAAUUCAGCAGACAACAUUUUAACAGAUGACAAAUUUCCCAGCAUGCAAAGGGUUAAUCUGGGUCAAGUGGGCUGAAAAACUACUUAAGCAGGUCAAGGUUUUGACCAAUAGUAUACCUUGAACUCAGGUGAGCACUUCAAGGACAUUAUGGUUGCUAUGGUGACUAGGCCCUCUUGUUUAUAUUGCCAAAGUUGUGAAGAGAUGAAAUUUCUUCUGGUUUUUCGUCAAAAUGUUGUGGUCAUGUAUUGUUGUACUAAAUUUGUAUGUUUAUUCAUGUUAUAUUAGCGGAUAAACAAUUUUAUUACAAAAAAGUGUGAGGUUGAUAUAGUUAUGUGAUGUUAUGUGCAUGUUCUUUUUAUUGAAAUCCACAUUUAAGGGGUGUCAAUGUUGUUGUUGUUUUGGUUGAUUUUAGAAUUGCAUCUACAGCUCAAAGCUGUUUUGUAUUAACUGAAAUCUGUUGUAACACAGUAUUCAUUUAAUUAAUGUAUUGUUGCUUUAAACAAAGUUCCAUUUUGUAAACUCCUAGUGCUGAUGAUUAUCAGUUCUUUCAUAUUAUUAUGUUCACAUGUAUGUGUAUAUUACAUAAAAAUGUAAACGAAUCUACAUGUAAUGUCAUAAUUAAAACAUAUAAAUAGCAUUGGUAAAUACAAGUUUUGCCUGUAGAAAACAUUUGGUUAAUGCAUUCAAAAUUAUGUUUAUGUUCUGUACAUAUAUUUCAUAAUGGGAAUUUACUAAAGCCAAAUGUACCAGGAUCAUAACUUUGUUCAUAAUUUGAAUGUGUGUGUUUAAUUAUCUGUUACAUUGUUUAGUUAUUCUAAUUUUAUAUGUGUUACACAUUGGUUAUGAACGUUUAACAAAACAGGAAUCUGAUUAAAGUCAGUUUGCAGGUAAAAGCAGUGUACUUGUGAGUUACUGCAAUAGCUUUUACAUUAUAAAUCCAUGAUAAAAUGUGCUCAUUUUAUUUUGCCUAAAAUGCACUUUAUUAGUGCAUAUUAAUCAUUGUCAAAUAUGCCAUUAUAUGUGCAGAUGGAUGACACAAAUGAUUCAACUUUGAUCAGAAAUUGAAGUUGAAGUCAAUUAAAGACUCUAUUGUUUCAUCUGUUUAUCAUUUAAUUAAGUGUACAUAUUUUAGUUGUUACUCUUGUGCAGGUAUACUUUAUAAAUAUAUAUAUAUAAAUGUGCCAGAUUACAAGAUAAACAAAUCUGAGCAUGGUUAUUUGUUUUCUUUUGUAUUGUUAUAUUUUACCUUUCAUUAUAUUCGCAUUUAAGAGACUUAAUCUGUAUAGUUUUGUUUAUUCUGCUAUUGUGUAGUAAUAUUUUAUUAAUAGUUAAUUAAGGAAAACAACACUCUUAAAGGCUAUAUUUUGCAAUAUUUGCAACACUGACAUAUUCAUACAGGGUUGUUUCACAUUUAUGUUUACACAUUUGUUGUUUCUAUCUUUCCUCCUUGUUUUUUACAUUUUGCAUAAAAAUAUUCAUAGCAAGUUCUGGUUGUGUAUUAUAGUUUUGAAGUUCUAAGAAGCCAUGAAAAACUAUCUGUUAAAAUUUAUUUGUAAUGACUCGACAUAAAUUGACAGAAAUUUGUUGAUGAUAUAUACAUGUAAGUGAACAUUCUUUUCAGAGAAUUGUUUGGCAAUUUUUUAAUUAUGUUGUCUUUCUUCUUUUAUAAAAUGUACAUUUAAGUACAAGUUGUUCAUAUUUUUUUAAAUUCAAAUAAGAUUUGUUUUUCGAAAGAAAAUCAUAGAUCGCAUGUUUAUUUGUCUGUAAGUGGUGCUUUUAUAUUUUCUUUAAAUUUGCCUUCUUUUUUACCGUUUCCUCUUCUAGUCUUUUGUGUUAAAUAGAUGUAGAAAUUUCCAUUUUAUUUUCUGUGCAAGAUAUUUACAAAUACACAAACACGUGUUCAGUUUUUUUUUCAUGUACACUUUCUACAUUCAGCAUUUAAAGAAACUUAAGAAGUGAUAUAGUUAUUUGCAGUCUGUUUAUGUGAACAUUAUUGCGUGUUGAUAUUUGUACUGUUGGUUCUUUGACCGUUAGCAGUAUUCAAGUCGAUUACAUUCCUAGUUAAAAAACUGUGUACACACACUUUAAGGAUUGUCUGUGUUGUAAUUCAAUGUUAGAGACAUAGCAUUAUUCUUUUCUUUGUUUGCAGUUAUGAUACUGCAUAAAUUUGUCACAAUUUAAAAUUGUAAAUGAUUUUUUUUUUCAAUUUUGAAUCAUGAUGAAUAUUUCUGUCUGUUGUCACUGGUAGAAUUUUUGCAACUUUUGGUAAUUCAGUAUCUGAUCUAUGAACGAGUCUUUGCAAAACGUAAGCCUGAUACAUGUGCAUAAAGUGCUUUCCCAGAUUAGCCUGUGUAGUCCAGACAGGCUAAUCAGGGACAAUUUUUUCUGCUUUAAUUAAUUUUUUGUUUAAAGCAAGUUUCUUUAAAAAAAAAUUGUAUGUGGAAAGUUUUGUCCCUGAUUAACCUGUGGAGACUGCACAUGCUUAAAUGGGGUGAAACGUUUCGCACAUGCAUUAAGCCCUGUUUUCCCAGAACAAGGCUUAUACUGUUAAGCUGGUGCAGUUAUCGUACACACCGUCAUCAGAUCUGAGGAAUCUCAAUAGAAAACAAAAGUCUGUGGAUCUGUAGUACAACUCUUCAUUUUGUUGAUGACUUCACAUGGGCAGAGGCAACACAAGUUCUCUUAUGAAUAUCUGAAUGGGAACAAAAUCUCUUCAUAGUUUUUAUCUGAUUCAUAAUACUGACUAAUUGUAGCAGUUUUCUUGAUCAUACAAAAGUACAUUUAUUUACAAAAGAAAUGCCAACCUGAUAACAUAAACAGUAUGUGAUAAAAUAAUCUUUAAGGUUUUAGGAAUUUAUGUUUCAAUUUCGUAUAUGACAUUCAUUCUAGAAAGGUCUGUUGAAACAAAACAAAUGCCAAUGUGUCUUUUCAUUUAAAAAAUAUACAAAACUUUUCUAGCCAUUUAAUAUAUCACAUGGGUGCAAUAGUAUCAUAUUUGUGUGGAGAACAGCAUUAUUAAAGAGUUAGGUGUACUUUCCAUAAUUUGUAUGAAUUAUCUAAUAUUUUUCAUAUAAAGAUAAAAUAAAUUUAGCUCUAAUAUCAUAGUCUAAUUGCAUCUUCAAUUGAUCCUAACAGGAACUAUUGUUGUAUGUGUAAGAUAAAAAACAAGGCAAACUUUAUCUGUUUUAACAAAGUAUACCAAAGAAACUGCCUUGCACACGAAUUCAGCUUGUCUUCCAAAUGUUCACAUAGAGUAGUAAAUGGUCUAUAUUUGUAAAGAUUUUUUUUAAUUCUAUAACAUCUACUUAUAUUUAGUGUAGGAAGUCUAUUGUUUUGAGUGGCACACUGUCUUUGUAUGUGGUUUACAUGACAACUUUUAUUAAAUGUUAUGCAUGUUUGUAAAAUGAAAUUCAAGUACAUGUACACGUAAUAAGACUGUUAAUAAGAUCGAUAUAAGUCUAAGCAGUUGACACUGUGUGCUUUUAAAGCCAAAUUGUAAAAUCUUUCUCUACUGUCAUAGGUGUUUGUCUCUGCAACAUUUCAUAGAAAAGUAUUUCUGUUCAUUACAGUUCUUUUGUAAAUGUAUGUACAUAUUUACCAUAAUAUGUUUUUCAUACUAAUAUCACCAUCAGACAUCAAUGUACUCUUAUUAAUGUAUAUCAUCAUGUUUUAUAUGAAUAAUAUUUUCUUUCCAUAUUUCUUUAAGCUAUACAUAAUUAGAAUAUUAUAUUAUACUAACAUGUAGAAAAUCCUCAGUUGGCAUAAUCAUCAUGUUCAAAUCCAGCCAUUUUGAUUUACAAACUCUGUCAAUAGCCAAAUGCAUUUAUCUUCGCAUCUGUUUAUUACGUCUAGAUUCUUGUUAUUACAUUUUUCAGCAGUUUCUUGUAUUUCGUAUUUAGUUACUUUGUAUUGCAAUUGUUCUGUAGUCCUUAAAUGUAUACAUAGUUAUUGAUAAUAUACAUAUUAAUAUGUUCAUGGUACCAUUUUUGGUAUGCAUAAUUUUAGACUAUUUUCAAGAUUUAUUCAGUAGUCUGCUUCGCAAAAUAAAUCAAUCAUAUUUACAA